CUCCUGAAUUAACUUUGAACAGCAUCAACGUUAUCAAUUUCGUAACACAAGUAGACACACAUCAAGAGAAAAUCGUCGACAAACUGCUCAGCAGUUUAGACAAAAUCGAUGUUAUGCAGAAGAGAGACCCGAAUUGCAUGAAAAUUACACGUAAGUUAAGAACACCAGAUUCAGAACUCACAAAAAGAGAACGUCUUGCAAAAGGACAAUUAGCUAAAAGAUACGAGAUACACGAAAUCAAUGGUAGAGAAUUCCUAAUGUUCAGAUACAAGGAUGAUUCAAUUGUACCAGUCCUUCCCGAUGAACUAUUCGCAGACACGAUGAUGUAUAUACAUGAUAUUUUUGGACAUGUUGGUGCCAACAAGUUGACCCAAAUUUUCCGAAGAUUUUAUUAUUCAUCAAAUUCAAAACAUUAUGCUCGAUACCUGACCAGUGCCUGCCUCGCAUGUAAAUCAAACAAAUCCUAUGGAAUAAAGAAACCUGUAGAAUUUUCAUUUGUAGAAGCACAUUGCCUAGCUGACGUAUUAUCUGUAGAUAUCCUAGGACCGAUCGCAAACAGUUCAAAUGAACCUAGAUACCUCUUAGUAGCAAAAGAUAUUUUCUCCGGAAAAAUUUGGUUACAGCUUAUGUUAGACAUAAAACAAGAAACAGUCGCAGACUGCAUGUUAACCAUAAUUAAUAACAUCAAGGAUUUAGGGUACAAAAUCAGAAAAAUCAAUACAGACAACGCUGUUCAAUUUCGUAAUUCACGUUGGAAUCAAACUCUUACAAAACAAAAAAUCACCGUAGGCAAUUCAACACCAUAUAACCCACAGUCCAACCCAGUUGAACGAUCAAUGAGAAUGAUCGGAGAACGCCUACGACUAAAAAUCAAUUUUGACUGUAGAGGAGCGUAUUCCCAUGAAGGAUGGCAUCACUAUACUAAAGAAGUCGAAGACGAAAUCAACAAUUGCCCUAACGAAGUCGGCAUUCUACCUAAUGACCUUUGGGAAAUUAACGAUUUUGUUUUGAACCUACCUAUCGACCGGGUCCCGAUCAAUGCUCACUAUGAGCUAAAAGAAUUACGUAAAACUGCUAGAAACAAACAAGUACCAUCUAUCACGAUAGAAGAACUUAAAUCUACGAAAUUAGAUAUGCUAAACGACGUCUAUACAGCAUCCGAUGGCCACGUAUGGGUUUGGGUAGAUGGAGCUUGCGCAAACAACGGUGACGAAGAUGCAAUUGCUGGUGUCGGAAUCUGUUGGCAUCCGGAAGGAUCGAAGAACAUUUCUGAAAGAAUCAACCACCCAAAUUAUACGAAUACUAACAAUUUAGCAGAGAUCAUGGCACUUAAAAUUGCUAUGGAAACUAUGAUUACCCAUGGAGUUACGAAACUAAUGAUUUUCACGGAUUCUCAAUAUGUCACGUUAGCAAUCAACUCUGAAUGUGAUCGAUGGGUAGAAAACAAAUGGAAAAAUAAUUCCGGAAAACCUGUACAUCACAAAGAGAUUUUCGAAGAAGUAAUUAAAUUGAAACAACAGUUUGACGAAUUCCAUUUAUGUCAUACUUAUGCUCGAAAAACUGAUUACGGAAACUUCACUGCGGAUCAACUUGCAAGAAAGGCUGUAUAUACGGAAGAAGUUGACACGGCUCGAAUAGACUUAAUGUCAUACCACCAGGCAUUAAUCCAUCUGAAUAAAGAAAAAAGAGCGAUUAAACAUCAAAACGAUGAACAGAAGUUCAAUGAGAAAAGAGGUGAUUUACGUUUACACAAACCUGGUGAACUGGUGAUGAUUACGAAUCAUCGUCAAUCAUCAGCAGAUAAACUUGCUUCCGCUAAACUUUAUGUCAAACAGAAUGGGCCAUAUGCGAUUGUGAAGAGGGCAGGCAGAAAUUGUUACGAAAUACAAAAUCUGAAAGAAAAGAAAGACAGAACACUCAUUAGCGUAAGACAAAUAGUAACUUACCUCACGUUACAUCAACUUGAGGCAUUUAGAAAGGAGCCCAAACUCCGAUCGAAAUUUGAUAAACGCUCUUUACAUCAAAAAAUUCGUGCAUUCUGGAAACACAAAGAUUUACUCGAAAAUUUCGUAAAUGAAGAAUAUGAUAAAAAAGUGGCUAAUAAAAAGAGACGUAAACAAUCCGAAUACGAUAAAAUCAGAAGAAAAUUGAAAACUUCAUUGUCAACUAAUGAACAAAAAGAUUUCGAAACUACCCUGGAAAAAACGAUUCCGGAUGUAAAAGAACGUGAAUCAGUUAAACGAGAAGCAGAACAACGUUAUAACCUGCGUAAACGCAAUUCAGCGAUAAAUUAUGACGAAGAUAACGCCAUUAUCAGAAUUAAUCCACGUUUAACAAAGAAAAAACUGACAAUGAAUUCUAUAAUACUGGAAAUAUUGAGUGAAACGCAGCGUGAAACGUUCACUAAAUCAUUUGAAACUGAUUGGAAUUACGUACCAACACACACAGAGUGGGCAAUUAGACAUUAUCGUCGAUUCCGCAGAAAAGAAACUGCCGUAUAA
Planococcus citri (citrus mealybug) is the source of this 2501-nucleotide messenger RNA. RefSeq lists its product as uncharacterized. The record is from RefSeq and is a predicted model, not a curated record. Bases 114 to 2501 code for a protein of 795 amino acids. Gene Ontology annotation, biological process: DNA replication, removal of RNA primer; DNA integration. Gene Ontology annotation, molecular function: nucleic acid binding; RNA-DNA hybrid ribonuclease activity. The transcript has a single exon. NCBI's taxonomy places the organism in Eukaryota, Metazoa, Arthropoda, Insecta, Hemiptera, Pseudococcidae.